CGUAGAGAUCGUCAUUUGGUGAAAGUACCAUUUCCUUUUUUGUGGUACGACUUGCACGAUUGUAUUUACAUACAUGCUUGCUCACUUCCGAAAGCAUAUCCGAUAGAGAAAGUCAUUCGAUAUUUGUAAACAUCGAACAAAGUUCAAUAUGACUGCUGGAACUACCACAGAAAAAUCAACCAGCAAUCCUCUGGAACAGUUUGUAUUGUUAGCAAAAACUGCCAAAGGAGCAGCUGCCAUAGAGCUUAUUAAGCAAGCAGUAGAGACACCAGGAGUACAUGUAUUUGGAGAGUUAUUAGAUAUGCCUAAUAUCAAAGAAUUAGAGAAUGGACCUUAUGUUCAGUAUUGGAAUACUCUGAAUUUAUUUGCCUAUGGGACUUAUAAAGAAUAUUUAGAGAAUAAAGAUAAGGUUUUAGAAUUGACUACCACUCAAAAGAAAAAGCUUCAACAUCUGACCAUUGUAACAUUAGCCACAAAGUCGAGAUGCAUACCAUAUUCUCUAUUAUUGGAAGAGUUAGAUAUAAAAAAUGUUAGAGAUUUAGAGGACUUAAUAAUAGAAGCGAUCUAUGCAGACAUAAUACAUGGUAAAUUAGACCAAAAAAAUUCACAGUUAGAGGUGGAUUACGCUGGUUUAGGACGCGAUGUUAGGCCUGAUGAUACAGGUGUUGUGGCUGAGACAUUAGCUGCUUGGGGUCAGGCUUGUGACACAGUGUUAGCAUGUAUCGAGGAACAAGUCACAAGAGCUAACGUAGAAAAACAAAAGGCUACUUAUCACAAAGAAAGGAUACAGAGAGAUAUUGCUAACAUAAAGAAGUCACUUGCUGCACAAGCUGGAGGUGGUGGUGUGCAGGAAGCUGACAUGGCCGGAGGCAGUUCUGGAUCUGCAGGAAGCGAAUCAAGCAGGGAAGCGUUGUCAGCUCCACCGGAUGCAAAGAAGAAACAACAAAAGGUCAAAGGUAUUAAAGGCAGUGGAUCUACUAAUCCGGUAAGGCAUCAUGAACUGAACGAUGAGCCAAAUUGAGAAGUUCAUCUUAGGUGAAACCUCGUGGCGUAUCACCAACUCGAUCUUGGAUUCUAUCUGUCUGUCUGUCUGUGUCCACAUCAUUAUACGAACAGCGCAUCUUUUUCUCUGUAACAUUUUUGUACUUUUUGAGAAAUAAAACAGAUCCUAAAAAGUAA
Bombus pyrosoma is the source of this 1179-nucleotide messenger RNA. It is a transcript of the gene CSN7, whose product is annotated as COP9 signalosome complex subunit 7b. The record is from RefSeq and is a predicted model, not a curated record. Lineage: Eukaryota; Metazoa; Arthropoda; Insecta; Hymenoptera; Apidae. Gene Ontology annotation, cellular component: COP9 signalosome. Bases 149 to 1021 code for a protein of 290 amino acids. Gene Ontology annotation, biological process: COP9 signalosome assembly. The transcript is spliced from 4 exons.